This is a messenger RNA of Ctenocephalides felis (cat flea), 1089 nucleotides long. RefSeq names its product zinc finger MYM-type protein 5-like. Lineage: Eukaryota; Metazoa; Arthropoda; Insecta; Siphonaptera; Pulicidae. Gene Ontology annotation, molecular function: protein dimerization activity. The transcript is spliced from 2 exons. The coding region runs from base 1 to 1089 and encodes 362 amino acids. The record is from RefSeq and is a predicted model, not a curated record.
AUGUCUGAUAGAAAAGCUAUAAGAUUGUCUGGAGCCCUGUAUAAGAGAAAGCGGGAGGAAAAACAAAAUGAAUCCAACAAAAUGUUUGGUUCACUAAAAAAAUUUUUGGAGAAAUCUUCAGAAACGGGAAAUACUUGCAGUAGUCAAACAAGUUCAAUUAGUGAUUUAAAUAAAACUGAAAAUAAAUUAUCUACCGAUGGCGCAAAUGUUGAUGACAAUAUUGAUAGCAAUGAUGAAAUUAAAGAUAUAGCAGUAGCAAGUAUCGACGAUAUUAAUGAAAUUGAUGAAGCUUAUUCUGCGAUGUGUAUGGAACUGAAUGAUCCAGCAACCUGGCCUUUGGCACUUACCAAUAAAGUGCUAGAUAUUUUAAUCGAAAAGGGCCCUGUUCAAAAUGUACAAUCAGCAUAUGCAGAAAAUCAAUCAGGAAGAUCGUUUUCAAAUGUUUAUUUUUAUCGAAAAAUGUCUAAUGGUCAAAAGUUCAAUCGUGAGUGGUUAAUCUAUUCACCGAAAAAUGACAUCAUAUAUUGCGUUUGUUGUAAAUUAUUUAGCAAACAAGAAAUGAAAUUAGUAAACGAAGGCUUCAACGAUUGGCAACACACAUCAGAAAUACUACCUCGCCACGAAAAAACAUCUCAACAUAUCCAAAACUGCAGCUCGUGGAAAGAAUUGGAGUUAAAUUUAAAAAGGAAAACCACAAUUGAUAAGGAUAUGCAACGCUAUUAUAAUGCUGAGGAAAAACGAUGGUGUCAAAUUGCCACGCAAAUGAUAUCUGUGGUGCAAUUUUUAGCUGGACAGUGUUUAGCUUUUAGAAGAUCUUCGAACAAAUUGUACGAAAAAAAUAAUGCUUGGAAACGUCUUUCCCAAAGUUUAAAACUUUUACUGACAGUUCCUGUAUCUGUUGCAUGUGGAGAAAGAAGUUUUACAAAACUAAAAAUAAUUAAAAAUUACCCGAGAACAUCAAUGUCUCAAGAACGUCUUAGUAAUUUGUCAAUAAUAGCGAUAGAAAAUGAAAUUGCUGAUCAUUUUAGUAUUCAGGAGGCGAUUGAAGACUUUGCUUCAAAAACAUCGCGCCGAGUAAACUUUAAAUGA